AUGGAAAUUCCCCUGACCCAACAGCAGCCCAACAAUGGCCACCAGCAUUGCUUGGAUGUUGGCCGGCUAGAUGCGGAGGUUGAGGAGAUAAGAAGAAUGCAGAAGCAACUUGCAGUGCAAAGUAACCAACUGCGUGAUGAGUUGUCUCAGAAUUGGUCGGAGCUAAGCAGAACGUUGAAAGAAUGGAUGAACACAAAUGAUGAACAACUGCUUGAUGCUGUCGACAAAUUUUUCCAGAAGGAUAUUCAAAAUUUGAAAUUUCAUGAACGUUACUCUGGGAGGGAGAGACAUCUGAUGGAAGUUAUCAUCAACAUCCAGUACAGCGAAGGUUUGAACUUUCCAUUUGACCUUGAGAGUGCGAGAACCUCGGCAAGAAAAAACCCCCACAUGAAUCAACUCUUUGCAGCCCUUCAGAGUUACUUCCUCGAACUCAUCACCACCAUCCGUAUGACCUACCUUCGUUUGUUUGCCGAUGGUGACGCCGCUGCUGAUGCUGCUACGGCUGAUGACGAUAGUGAGGCUGAAGAGGAAGUUAUGUGGCAGGACAGUCGUUUGAAUUCUCCAGCUUCAAAUGAAAUGAAUACAAGCGCAACUGCCGACACUUCAACGACAACCAACCGAACGACGACAAUAACAAUCGUUACUGCCACUAACGAUAAAACAUCAACCACAACAACACAAGUUUCAUCAAAUACAUCGACAAAAGCUAACCAACCAUUCAGCCACCAAAGAUCAGCCACCAAAUUUCACCACCCGACAACUUUUCAUCUUCGUAAGUUCUUCACCAGCUUCCUCCGACACAACCACCUGCAGAUCAUCAAUUACCUCACCUUGCUUUCGAACCCCGAUCAUGCUAUCUCACUCAUUUGCAACAACGACGCCCAGAAACUCAAAACAUAUUUGGGCUGCAAAGUCGAUGCUAAUAGCGACAGUAGCAUCCACCCAGCUGCCGUUACUACAGCUGCAGUUGCAGCUACUUCAGCGACGACUACUGCUUCCAGUUCUGCUACGCUAGCCGACAACGGUGACAUUAAAAAUUUAGUGACUGAGUUCACCCAGAGGCUCACACAGCUGACCAACCUGAUGACUGACGACAUGUUGUUACUGGAAAGAUUUCCAAGCAGAUUCCUCGAGGAGGUCUACAUGAAUGUCAUAUUUCAAGCUGUCCAAGACUUCUUGCAGGAAAAUUUCAAAUUUCACGAGCUUAAAAGUGAACCGAGAUGUCAGAAGGGUGUCUGUGUGAAGGCCGGUAAGGUGAAAGUGAAUCCAGCGACGAGUGGGAGUGGCUGCUUGGAAGAGGAAGAUGAUGGGAGCGAGAAGGAUGCUUAUAAACAAAUGGUGGAGGAGUUGUUGAGGUUGGUGGAUGUGUUGGUGGACCUGCAGAAGGAGGUGGAUGUUUGUAGGAGGGGGCAGUCCUGUGGGAGAAAGAAUGGAAGAAGUGGAGGUCUUAAAGGUAGCAUGAAACGAGCAGCCGGUGGUGGCCAGCAGCCUGUCGCUGUCGCUUCUUCUCCAGCCAACAUCAAAUACGACCCCCAUUUAGAGGGCAUGGCCCCCACUUGGCAGUCCCUUCUCUCUCACCAAACGCCAUCCAACGACCCAUCCAACCAGACCCCCACACCAACAUUCAGAAGAAUCUUAUUUGACGCUUUCACAAAAGAGCUCUACCAAGUGUACACUUUGCUCCCGCCAACUGCCAGAUGUGGGGGUAUUAGAUACUACGGUGGUGGUCGCAAGUGUAGUAGUGGUGGUGGCGAUGGUGGUGGUGGUGGUGAUAGUGAUAAGUCUGAUACUUUGGGUGUGAAUAGCGGCAAAUGGAUUAGUUGUGAUGGAAAGAUCGUUAUGCAGAGCUGCGAACGCUUAGUUCUCUUCCUGAUGAAGUAUCGAUCUUUCGUCAUCAUCUUCAAAAAGGCAACAUCCAAACGAGAAAUUGAUUUCGGUGUCGACGGUGAUAAGAAUGAUGAUGACGGGGGUAGUAAGGGGGCUUUGGGGAGAAGUUGGUCCCCCAAAAAGGAUGACGAUGGUGUGUUUUUGGGGAUGGUGACCGAAUUGGUUAAAAGGUUCUCGUCUGAAGUUGUCAAACUGGCAGAAGCCUCAUCAUCACUGUUGGAUAAAUUGAUGAUGUACCUUUCUAGUCUCCACUACCUCUCUCGUCAUCUUCACGUCGUCUUCGGCCAAAGCAAGAUUCUCAGUAUCUGUCUGAGAGCUCUCUCCCACGUCACCCACCUGACCACCAUGAUGAUGACCAACCUCUUCAUUGAGUCCAUGUGGUCAUCUGAAGAGAACAGUGUACUGGGAGAGUCCACUGAAUCUGGGGGGUCCAGGGAUGUGCCCGACAGUGAAAAUCGCGAUGGCGGUCUGAAAAGAGCUGACCUUGGUGAUGAUGAUUUUUUCAAGGUCGACACAAAGUUCAAGAUCACGAACUUCUCAGUAAGGAAUUGGUGUCUCACGAUCGCCUGGUUCAACAACAUCUUCGACAAAUACUUCAACGACUUAGAGACCAUCGCUACUACCACUACUACUACUACUACAUCAACGCCAUCAUCAUCUGCGUCAUCGUCUACAUCAUCAGCGGUACCAUCACCAAAUAAUAUAUAUACCUGUAUGAUGAGUUGCAUGUUGAAGGCGUCGCUGGAUCAUUACGUCAACCUCUGCACCAGGCUGCAUAAGAAUUUUCCUCGCGACAUCGUCAAGAUGAAUCAAUUGAAAGCGAACGUGAAGCUGUUGUCGUCGACGUGUUUGGAGUCGUUGCUGAGAUGUUGCGCAACCGCUGAAGAGAUGUUGCAUCCGAUCUUCAACAAGGACUUGUAUGGUCUCAAUGUCGCCUGCGCCAAGCUCAUGUCUCUAGUCAACUCCAUCAACCUAUCAGUGGAGGAGAAGCAAGCCAAGGUCGAGGUUGAUCGUUGGAUUGUUUUGGUCAGCCCUGCCUGGAGAGCUUACAGACAUCCAGAAAUCAUCAUUGCUCAUGAGAUGUUCAUUAAGGAUCCCAUAGACAAGAAGAAUGUUCUCCUACAGCUGCUGCUAGCGAAUCGCCAAAAAAUGAGCACUGAUCUACUGACGGCCCUGACCUCUCGCUACAGACACCUACUUGAGGUGAGAGUGAAGACCGGAAAGAGGAAAAAUGGUGGCGAAGAUCGUGGUGGUGGCGAAGAUCGUGGUGGUGGCGAUGGUGGUGGCGACAAGGAUGAGGGGGAUGUGGCUGGUGAGAUGCGGAGGAUAAAGAUGAUGGUGGUGACGAUUUGUGACGUCCUAGUUGGAUGUGGCGUGGAAAUGUUUCAUGUCGUUAAGACUGUUGCUUGGAGAACUGUGUCACCCGUCAGGUCAUUUUUAAGUAGGCACUUUGAAGCUUCUUUUAUCGGCUUCUUGGAGGUGAUACACAGCUUGUUGCAGCUGCAAACCCCGCACAACAUCCUUCCAAUCUCAGAUAUCUAUUCCCAAAGACCAGAGAUAAAGCCGGAAGACAUGGAACGUCACUUGAUCGCUUACAUCCUGAAGAACAACAUCCAACAUGAUGACGUCAUGAUGACGUUGUUGUUGUUGGAUGGAGAGGAAGAGGAUGUGGCUGGGGAUGACCGAAAGAAAAAGAAAAUUGGAUCCCUCUUAUAUAAGGUUUUAGUUGAAUCGCUGAGAGGUUUGUUGAAGAUGUUUGAAGAGCAGUGGACAAGAGUGAGGGUGGUGAUGAAGAUGGAUGAUGAUAAUGAUGAUGGGUGGACGCAGGUGAUGCGGGUGUGCCGAUCCAUGGUCGACCACAUCGUCAAGAAGAAUUAUGAUCUCGGCGAGUUCAACCUUCUAAACAUGGAGGAGAGGAAGAAAGCCUGGAAAGAGAAGCACGUCUCAAACGGAGACAAUGCUAAAAGCAAGAGUUCUAAGGAUAGAAGAAAAAAAUUUAAGACAAAAACCACCGGAAGCGAUGACGUCAUUAAGGAUAAUGACGCCGGAAGUAGUGGUGGUGAUGACGAUGAUGAUGACUUUCUGCCAGGCGGUGAUAAGUACGAUAUCAUCCUCACCAGUUUGCUAAGUCGGAUGAACGAUAAAAGAGCGUUAGAUAUCAUGUCCAAGUUCAUUGUAAACAACAACGAAAACAUGAAAAUCUUGCACAAGCACUACAACGACGACGAUGAUGAUGACGAUGAUUCUUGUAAAGAUCGUCAUCAUCCUGACCAAUCAAUCGUCAUCAAUUUGAAAUGGAAUUAUGAAGAUUCAUAUUUGAGGACUGUCGAGAAUUUUAAUUUCAUCCAGUGGUCGUGACGUGAUGGCAGCAGCUACAGCAUCAGCGCGUAGUCGUCGUCACCAUAUCGUCAUUCUAGUCGUCGCCAUAACCGUAUGUGCAGCAUCAUCAUUGCCAUCAACAUCAUCGUAGUAAAUUAAUUUAUUAUUCAUCACGUUUUUCUUAUUCGUCAAACUCUUACAAACGCAAAAUUUCAAAACUGAACGCAAUCUGGUCAGAGAUAUUUCGAAUAUUUAUGAAAUUUAUCGUUAAUUUUCACUUGGGAGGAUUUCUGUCCCAACACCCAGUCAAUUAAUUAAUCACAUUUAAUUAGCUUCAUAAUUAAUUUAAUUAUUUUUCAUCUGAUUUAUCGAUCUCACAUCUCAUCAUUCUUGGUUAUUGGUAUGAUUCACUCGUUUAUUAAACUAUUUUUUGACGUGUAUGUUUUGCGUAUGUCUUCUUUCAUUUAAAGUAUAGAAUAAAUUUUGUGCGUCCUAUCAUGAACCUAUUUACUUAUACUUAAAAUAUUUUAUUAAACCUGUUACCGUUGUGUUGAAUUCGUAACUGUAUCGUGUUCAUGUGUUUCUUGAAAAUAUUGCGUUUGAUUAAGUUUAUAACCAGCGUAGAAAAUGAGAAAAGAUAGUUGAGCAUUUUUUAGGUUAUUCAAUAUAUAUUUGUAGUGAACAUUCAUCGGACUAGUUUAUGUUGUUAAGUGCUAUAAAUAAAGUUUUUUAAGAAAAAUUUGUCAAAUUUUGUCUAAAUCGUUUCAAUUCUUGGCCAUCUUUAUCUAGUUUAAUUACAGGUAAAAUUACAGAUGGAAUCAUAAUAAAAUAUAAAAUUAAUUAAAUAUAGCCAUAAUUAAAUUU
This is a messenger RNA of Helobdella robusta, 5070 nucleotides long. RefSeq lists its product as hypothetical. The record is from RefSeq and is a predicted model, not a curated record. Bases 1 to 4245 code for a protein of 1414 amino acids. NCBI's taxonomy places the organism in Eukaryota, Metazoa, Annelida, Clitellata, Rhynchobdellida, Glossiphoniidae. The transcript is spliced from 27 exons.